Messenger RNA from Anoplophora glabripennis (Asian longhorned beetle), 3687 nucleotides. It is a transcript of the gene UbcE2H, whose product is annotated as ubiquitin-conjugating enzyme E2 H. The coding region runs from base 179 to 724 and encodes 181 amino acids. The transcript is spliced from 5 exons. Gene Ontology annotation, molecular function: ubiquitin conjugating enzyme activity. The record is from RefSeq and is a predicted model, not a curated record. Gene Ontology annotation, cellular component: nucleus. Lineage: Eukaryota; Metazoa; Arthropoda; Insecta; Coleoptera; Cerambycidae. Gene Ontology annotation, biological process: ubiquitin-dependent protein catabolic process; protein polyubiquitination.
GAGCUGACAGGAGUGACAGGUUUGUUGGUAAACGUAAACGGUUGGAUUGUGGAUUGGUUGGAUAUUUGCUCGAUUUUAGACACGGCCAUUGUGUUUGGGAGGUGAUUACGUAUUUACAAAAAUAUUUUAGGACUAGUAGUAAUAAAUUCAUGGUAAUAGUUUUAUGACAAUCUAAAAAAUGUCAUCGCCAAGUGCUGGGAAAAGACGUAUGGACACUGAUGUUAUUAAGCUUAUUGAAAGUAAACACGAAGUGACAAUUUUAGGUGGAUUAAAUGAAUUUUGUGUUAAAUUUUAUGGGCCCAGAGGAACUCCUUAUGAAGGAGGAGUUUGGAAGGUCCGUGUCCAUUUACCAGAGCAUUAUCCAUUCAAAUCACCUAGUAUAGGAUUUAUGAACCGUGUGUACCAUCCAAAUAUAGAUGAGGUUUCUGGUACUGUAUGUUUGGAUGUUAUUAAUCAAGCCUGGACAGCAUUAUAUGAUUUGUCAAAUAUAUUUGAAUCUUUUCUUCCACAAUUAUUAACUUAUCCAAAUCCAAUUGACCCUCUUAACGGAGAUGCAGCAGCCAUGUAUUUACAUAAACCUGAAGAAUAUAAGAAAAAAGUAUCUGAAUAUGUAAGAAAAUAUGCCACAGAGGAAGCAUUGCGGGGCCAAGAAAAUGUUAGUUCAGAUAGUGAAUCGAGUAUGUCAGAUUUUUCAGAAAACGAAGCAGAGGACAUGGAGUUAUAACGCAGGCUGUCUGCCAAUAAAAGCUCGCUCAAUCUGACUUCCUCCUACAUAGGUGAAAUUUUCCGUUUAGAAUUAUAUGUGAUGUGCUUAAAAUGUUAUUUAUAUAAUCAUAUUUGUUUUGCAUUUUCAUAGUUUAUUUUGUUGGCCAAUCUGUCCCAGGACUCAUUAACAUUAUGUUCAUUAGUUUAUACAAACAUUAUUCCUUUAGGGGAACACAUUAUACAAUCUAUGUACAGGGUGUUUAUUAACACAGGAUUGUUUUUCCAUAAAAGCUGUUUAUAGAUUUUUAAUGAUUAAUGCUCUCCUAUUGGUGAUUUUAACAUUUUGUAGAAGUUUUAAGUCAGAAAUCCAAAACUAUGAUAUUAAAAACAAAAAAAUGGCAUAAAGGAAAAUAUUUACCUAACUGUUAUGGUAAACUGUUUUAUUGGUGUUAGAACAAUUUUAAUGUUACAGUAGAUAUCUAACAAUACAGGGUCCGCCUGAUUUCAAUAUAUUUUUUUUAUAAUACACUAUAUUUACCUAAUUCUGUACAACGUUGAAUAACUAGACAAAAAAAUAUUGAGAUAAUACCCACAUAAAACUGUUCUAAUUUCCAAUAUAUUCAUUUGCUUGAAACAGCACUUAACUCGUAAAAAACAUUGUGAUAUAUAUAUCUUUAUUGCAAUUAUGAAUAAUGGACAUAUCUGGUGUCUAAGAGUAUAUAUACAAAAUUUUAAAUUCAGAAUUUAUUUAUUAUGGUGUCUUAUGACAGAUUGUUGGAACAUUACCUUUAAAAGAAUCAUAUCAUUUACAGAGUUUUUCUAUAAUACAAAAUAUUUGUACUUAUACUCCGGAUACAGAGGAUGCCACUAGUUUGUAUUUAUUAUAUACAUUUAUGACAGUUCAUUUUUCUUACUUUUAAUUUAUUGUAUUUUACCUUAUAUCUAUUAUAUUUUUUUAAUUUGUUGUAUUACAGGAUUACUAUGUGAUAUAUUUUAAAGAUCAUGUAAAAUUUCUAAUGUAAUUAAAAUUAUAAGACAAUUUGUCUGUCGUUUAUAGGUUGUACCGUAAUUUAAUUGCAGCUCCUGUAAAAAUUAAUAUAUUGAUGUCUAUAACAUAUAAUUUUGUUCAAAAUUAUAUACUUAAUAACAAAUCUGAACAUUUAAAUAAGAUAGAAAUUAACAAGAUAUAUUAAGAAAUAUCCUAAAACUGCUUCUAGAAAAUAAAAAAAAAUAAAAUAGAAUAUGUUCACGUAAAAUCCAAUAUUCUAGAUGAACAUCAACAAUGUAAAAUGAAGUGUUAACUAAAAGUAUUACGCAGCAUGUUUAACGAAGUGAAAAGCAGGAACGAUUCUACCAUAAAUAUUUACAUAUUUAAAUCCUUUAAAUUUUUUAAUGCAAUUACACAAUUCCGAUAAAAAGAGAUGUAUAACAAAUAUUGUAUGUUAUUAACAAUCAGUUUUUUAUGGAACCAUUAGUUUUAACUUUGGAAUUAAUGUUUUAUUUAAAUCAAGCAAAAGGGUUAAUUAAACAAAUAAAGAUGUCUUACAACAUGUUUUCUACUAAUUUUUUUAUAAUCUUUCUAUGCAAUUUUCAAAUGACAAUUAUCUAUUCAGAUAUUAAAAAGUUGUUAAACAGUCAAAGUAAAAUUAUGUUUAUAAUUUUAUUGCAUAUAUGUAUAACAUUCGCAGUAGUACACAUGUAAAUGUUGAAAUAUUUUUACAGUAUUCUAUUUUUUGGCUGUUUAACAAUUUGCCACAAGAAUUAGUGUAUUAUUUGCAGCAAAUGGAAAACGAGUGGCUACACUAUUUUACGAAUGGCUAAUGUAAAAUGUCACCAACAUCUCUUAACAACUUUAAUUUAUUUUGUCGUCAAAAGUGGAAUAUGCAAUAAUAUGUGCCUCGAAUUGCAAGUUGGGAAAGUUCCAUUUUAUUGUCUACAGAAUAUUUUUACAUAUGCUGGACUGGAUUUUAAAUUAAAUCUAUAGUUUCUUGACAUGAGUUUCAGGAAGACAGUUAAGUGAUGUCUAUUCAAAAUGGAACGUAUUUGAAGUUCAAAUUGUUUGCAGAUAACCUGUGUAUGUGUAAUUGAAAAAAACUGAUGAAUUACACUUAUCCAUCACAUGAAAUACUUAUGAUAACAUUAAACUAAAAAUUUCAGUUAUGUUAAUAACAUGAUUUUACCAAAGGAAAGAAGUGUUCAAAGGUCAUACCGAUUAUAUACGGCCCUGGAACUUUAAUAGUAAAUAAAGAAUAAACCAUCCGUUUGGCAACUAAGAACCGAUGUAUAAUCCUCAGAACCAUGUUAAAUAUAGUUACAUAUUUUAAACUUGUGUCAGCAGUUUCCAAAUACCUCUUUAAUGUUGAAAUAAAUAAAUAUUCUGUACUAGUUAACUGCCAACGUUAAUGACUUUACCUGAACAGAUUGCUUUUAGGGUAGGUUUUAGUUUUAUAUUAGAAAUGCCUUACCGAGCGAGUUAAAAUAUUUAUUUCUAGUUUAGUUAUUGGUAGUGCAAUAGAAAUGAUUAUUCAUGAUAAGAAUUUUGUUUAUUAACAAAUAGUUUAAUUCAGUUUUGAAGAGUAACAUUUGUGGUCUCAUUAAUAUAUUAAUGUAUAUAAUAUUUAUAAUUUUACACCGUUAAAAACUUUCCUUCGGUAAGCCCAAUAACUAACGUGUAUUUUUAUAGAAUAUUUGUGUGUACUAAGUAUAAUUUUUCAUAUUUUGAUGUUGUAAAGUAGAUAUAAGGAUAUUUCUCAUUUUUUGGAAAGUUUGUAACGUGUCUUACUAGUAACCUAAGUUAUGUUAUGGUUUAGCCAUUACAGCACAAUAAGUUUUUAGCUGUUGUGACAAAUGACUAAGUAAAAAUUAAUAUUGUUCAUACACCAUUUCAAAUACAUCACAGUUUCUAUUUUUAAUGAAUAUUGAACUUUUAAAUGUAGAUCAUUUUGGUAGCAUUUAACAAUAAUAAAGAACUACAUUUAUUAA